This is a messenger RNA of Magallana angulata, 3190 nucleotides long. Its product is annotated as protein Mo25-like. The transcript has 8 exons. NCBI's taxonomy places the organism in Eukaryota, Metazoa, Mollusca, Bivalvia, Ostreida, Ostreidae. The record is from RefSeq and is a predicted model, not a curated record. The coding region runs from base 164 to 1186 and encodes 340 amino acids. Gene Ontology annotation, molecular function: protein serine/threonine kinase activator activity. Gene Ontology annotation, biological process: intracellular signal transduction.
UAAAACACGUGCAUUUGUUGCCCUUUGAUAUCCACUUCCGACUCUGCGCAGUCCUUGUAUUUUUUGACGUCACUUCUUGUGUUCAUCGAGUUACUGGCCGAGUUGACAUCCAUUCGGGUAACAGCGUAGCAGUUUCUACCCUACUUCUUGUAGAAAUCAGGCCAUGCCCCUCUUUGGGAAAUCCCAGAAGAGUCCUCAGGAACUAGUGAGAUCUCUGAAGGAGGCUCUAGGGGCUGUAGUUAAAGGCCAGGCAGGAGAAAAGAAAGCUGACAAGGCUACAGAAGAUGUUUCCAAGAAUCUGUCAGCCAUCAAGACCAUUUUGUAUGGGGCUGGUGACCAGGAACCUCAAUCUGAGCUUGUGGCUCAGCUCUCCCAGGAAAUAUACAACACGCACAUAUUGCUGACCCUCGUACAACAACUCCCGCGUAUAGACUUUGAGGGCAGAAAAGAUGUGGUUGCCAUCUUCAACAACCUGUUGCGAAGACAAAUUGGGUCUCGAACCCCCACAGUUGAAUACAUUGUUACCAAACAAGAGAUUUUGUUUGAUCUUAUGAAGGGAUAUGAGAAUCAGGAAAUAGCUCUCAAUUGUGGAAUGAUGUUGAGGGAAUGCUGUCGAUAUGAAGCUCUUGCCAAAAUAAUGCUUUUCUCUCCUGAGUUCUACAGUUUCUUUGAUUAUGUGGAGGUUUCUACAUUUGAUAUAGCCUCGGAUGCAUUUUCAACAUUUAAGGAGCUGCUGGUGAAGCACAAAAUGCUGUCUGCAGAUUUCCUGGAGAACAACUAUGAGAAAGUAUUUACGUCCUACCAGAGAUUGCUCAACUCCGAAAACUAUGUCACUCGCCGUCAGGCCCUGAAGUUACUAGGAGAACUGUUGUUAGAUCGUCAUAAUUUCACAACCAUGACUCGAUACAUCAGCAACCCUGAAAAUCUGAAACUGAUGAUGACCAUGUUACGAGAAAAGAGUCGCAAUAUACAAUUUGAAGCCUUCCAUGUUUUUAAGGUGUUUGUAGCAAAUCCAAACAAACCCAAGCCCAUUCUCGACAUACUGUUAAGGAAUAAGGAUAAACUUGUGGACUUUUUAACCAAAUUUCACACUGAAAGAUCAGAUGACGAACAAUUCAAUGACGAGAAAGCAUAUCUUAUAAAACAAAUAAAAGAACUCAAAGCCGAUGAAACAAGUACAUCAUAGUAGCAGGGGCUUUUAGCUAACGAUGGAGUCUAGCUUCAGAGGAAACCUCAGUCACAAAGAAGUUUCUGCCCUUGUUACUAAUAUAUGAAAUAGUCACCUCCUCGAAACAUCCGCAAGGAGCUUGCACACUUCUUUAUACUGAUCAUUCAGGAUUCGUAAAAUUUCAAAUGAUGGUGAUUCGCUUUGCUGUAUGUACAUAUAAGGAUGCAUAAAGGAAUGUGAUUCGUGCCCUAGACCUAAUAUCCCCAAUUAAGUGUUCCAUCAAGAGGACCUGACUCUUCUCAAGUGCUAGAUCUUUGGUGCCAAGCUGUUCUAUUUAUUAAAUUUCAUAGAAAAAAUUAUUUGGAAUGCUCUCUGCUUUGUUCUAACGGGUCAAGAUUUAAAGCACUUGUUGUUUUCAUUCCAAUUUUCUUUACUAAAAAUUGAAUAAUAUUUUGUUCCUUUUGAGAAAGUUAUACCUUCAAGGUUUUUAUUUAUCAAUUUUUUUUUUAUAUUAUUGAUAUAUCCAGAUCAUAUAUAAAAAAUAAUUUUAUCUAAUAAAAUCUUUCUAUUCUUUAUAAUUCAAAUACACUACAGUGAUUUUCAUAUUUUUGGGGGAGUUGUAAUUCAAAAAGAUUUAGCGGUAAAGACUGUUCAACAUUUUUUAUGAAAAAUAAAGUAUGUUUUUCAAUAAUUGGCAAAUAAAUAUGUGGCAGGCCUCGCAAUUGUUCAUGUAUUACUUAUCAAAACUUACCUCUCUGUUUGCUCAUCUGUAACUAAUUGCUGUUCAAAUUCCAGGAUUUUACAUUGUAAAUCACACGCACACAAAUGAUUCCUAUUUCUUUUUCUUAAAGUAAAGCAUGGACAGUAAUUCUUAUAUCAAGUCUUGUUAAUUUUUUUUUCUCCAAGACUCUUGAGUUCAGAUGAAACUGGUGAAUCAUUAUCCAAGGUCACUUUAUUUGACCAGAAGUGUACUUUUGUAUGAGUAGAUCUAAUAUUAACUGCAUAUUUAAUUCCAUUACUGUACUCAUCACUGUGUUAUUUGUUUUCUUACUUUAGUGCUAUAAUUACAGUACAUGUAUGUGUUUUUUGCAAAUGUAUCUGAAUUAGGUAGAGGUUUAAGCCAAUCAUUUGGAAGUUGGAAUUUUUUUCUCUUUUCAUUAUCAGUUUUAUAACCCCUGUCCUAAGGCAAAUUACCCAGGCAUUAUACUCUUUCAUUUAAAUUUGUGCACAUCUUUGCAGGUUUUUUUAUUUUCUAAAAUUGGUGGCAAAUUGCUUGACAUAAUGCUACCGUAAGAAUACCCGGUAUUUAAAAUUUUCUUUUAGCUGUUUAAAAAAUGUCUAAAUUUUAUGACAAAAAUAUGUCAUUGAAUGUUCAUCUGUGGAUAUCUUUCCAGCUCUGAGAAUUUCUUUUCUAUAUUGUCUUUUUUUUUAUUAUUAGAAUAUAUUUUAUUUUACAUCUUUAAGAUGUAUUUCCAGGUUUUUUUUUUUCCAGCAUUCUGUUCCAUACAACUGGAAGUUCCUUUCUAGUUGUGAAUGUUUGUGGGAUAUUGAUGGGGCUUUAGAUGCAUAAUGUGAUUAUUGUGAUGUUGGACUUGUAUGUAUCUGAUACAUUUAUAUGUAUGACAAAAAAAUUCAAUGUAAAUUUACUUUUUCGAAUGCAAAAAAAUUAUUAGAUGUUAAUGUGUAUAUGGACAAAUGAGUUUGUAUUGUAUAGUGCAAUUGAUGUAAUUGCAGAGUUAGGAUCCAUUAAUUGAGAUUAAUUGAGAGAAUAGGUUCAUGUAUCCCAAAAAAAAAUUUCAACAAUUAUUUUGAAAAGUGAAAUUUCUUGCAAUUUUCUUUUAAUGUAAAGAAUAAAAUUUUGACACAAAGUUUUAGAGAAACACUGUAAGGGCAACUUUAAAAAAAAAUCAAAUGAAGCUUUACUCACUUCUUUGCAAUAUUUAAGAAUAUAGAAUAGAAUUUGACUUGAUCAGUAUAUAUACUAUGUUAAAAUAAGUCUGUUAUAAAUAUUUUAAGUAAAAA